AAUGUUCACAUAUUGACAGAUCUGUAUUCACUGAUGAUUGUGAUCUCAAUGUUGAAUCAUUGAUUGAGAACUUGAGAGACAUGAUAAUAAAGAAAUUAUUUAUAUUAUAUAUAACUGAGUCUUCUGCAUUUCUCUUUACUCUCUCUGUUUCUUUCUCUGUCACUCUCUCUCAAUCUUCUACAUCUGUCUCUGUGUCUGAUUCUCUCACUCUUACUAUCUCUGUUCUUAUAAUUCUCACUCUCAUUACUUCUACUCUCUCUGCUUCUACUAUCUCUGCUUUCAUUAUCAGCUCUCUCUGUUUCAAGAAGAUAUUGUAUAGACUUAAUGAAUUAUAUUUCUCAGUAAUCAUCUCUCUUCUCAACAGUAUUAAGAUUGUAA
Molecule: messenger RNA, 378 nt
Organism: Blastomyces gilchristii SLH14081
Lineage: Eukaryota; Fungi; Ascomycota; Eurotiomycetes; Onygenales; Ajellomycetaceae
Exons: 2
Source: RefSeq, a predicted model, not a curated record